GCGAGCAUCGACAAGAGGCUCUCAAAAUUUAACCUAUUUCGGUCCAUCUUUAUCAAAAUUCUCGUACAAUUCCCAACUAAAUUUCUUUCUCGGCCUCUAAAUUAUUUACAGAUAAAAAGUUUCAAAAUAUCCUCUUAAAAAUCGAUUUCGAAAAAAAUCAGCAAAAACAGCAAACCAAAAAAGACUUGAAAAGAAAAAAAGAGAAAAAACUUGAAAAAUGGAAGAUGAACCAAUGAACAAUGAGGAAAAUGGAGAAGAAAAUGCAGCGAGGAGAUUCCAGCCGGUCAUAAGUGACGACGUCUCGGGCGUCAGCUGCAUCAGGGGCACCUUGGAUCUGAGCAGCGCCUUGCUGCGGGAAAAUUUCUAUUCCGGCCAGCAGGCCAUCGGGGGGGCCGUGGCCGGGGCGGCUUACGCCCAGCUGAAGCACGCCUACGAGUGGGACGCAGGCGACAUGGACGACCUCGUCAUAACCGCCAACUGGAUCUACAACGCCACUGUCCACAGAUUGAUGACGCUGGAAGGCAGCCUCAAAGUGAACCCCCUCACCCACCGAGUAGAGCCGCCAAUCGGGCUAGGCGACGUCGAGAAAGGUUUCGUAGUCGGCCGCACCGACUUCACCGUAAAUUUCGAGUACAACAAUCGGGGCUUAGUCGACCGACACUCGGAUGAACCAAACCACACGCAACUGGUUUUCGCCUUCGCCGAAUUCUUCAACUCUUGCGCCAAGCGUAAGCCCUACGGCGUGAUCGAGUGCCAGGGCGACUAUUUAGCCAUAUGGAAGCACUCAAAUUGCAACAGCAUUUUCAUCUUCGAUGCGUUUCCCAGCCGGGCCAAUCCGCUGCCGGCCCUCUAUCGCAUCAAGACGGGCGCGGGCUUGAUGCAAUUCUUCAAGUUCCUCAAGGACUGGAAGGCCGACGACGAGUACUUUCUGUACAAUUUGGUGAUAGAAAGCCACGGUCUGUACGUACCACGGAACGAUGAUGCCCCCGACGAUAAGGACGACAAGGACGACGAUGCGAUGGACACGGACGACGCGGCGUGUCGACCCCCGAGCCCGGCGCCGAGGCUCGCGAGGCACUUCGAGCAGUGCGCCAACCAGGAUCCGGGCCAGAUAAGCGUCAACCAGAUGGACUGCGACGACGACGUCGAUUGA
Trichogramma pretiosum is the source of this 1153-nucleotide messenger RNA. RefSeq lists its product as uncharacterized. NCBI's taxonomy places the organism in Eukaryota, Metazoa, Arthropoda, Insecta, Hymenoptera, Trichogrammatidae. The coding region runs from base 218 to 1153 and encodes 311 amino acids. The transcript is spliced from 2 exons. The record is from RefSeq and is a predicted model, not a curated record.